Molecule: messenger RNA, 20229 nt
Organism: Ylistrum balloti
Lineage: Eukaryota; Metazoa; Mollusca; Bivalvia; Pectinida; Pectinidae
Exons: 45
Coding region: 1-17184 (5727 amino acids)
Biological process (GO): TORC2 signaling; positive regulation of phosphatidylinositol 3-kinase/protein kinase B signal transduction
Cellular component (GO): TORC2 complex
Molecular function (GO): protein serine/threonine kinase activator activity; protein binding
Source: RefSeq, a predicted model, not a curated record
AUGGCGAAAGUAAUUGAGAGGACAAAGGGGCUGGAGCGUGAAGAUGACGACAGCGAAAGUGUGUACUUGUACUCUUCACGUCCCACCACCCCUGGUGAAAGAAAGGGCCUGCUGGUCAGAUUCCAACUGGUCAGUCGGACACAGCCCUGUGUAGCCUACCAUUACAUGUCGGUCAAUUUAAAUAGUAAGCUGUCAGAACUCAGGCGACCAGUCAACGCACACUUCAAAACACACUUUGAUGGGGGUUUUAUUUUCCUCUGUAAGACCAAAGAAGUCAUCAAUUCCAGAGAGAGACAGCUGACCAUAUUUGACAUUUUGCCAAAGCUACCAAAUCUCGCAGUAACACAAAGUUACAAUAGGACAGAUCGCCGACAAAAAAUGCCAUCCGACAGCUUUUUAUAUCCGGGCGUGCACUACAAAGAGUUGUCACAUGACAUCGAUGGGAGACGUCAUUUGGUAACAUGUGCGUGCGUGGUCUUCCUGUUUGAGCGGAGUAAGGUUAGCCAUUGGCCUGCAGACAAACUUCAAGAGGAACUCAGUGCCGGCAUGUUGGAGGGUUUUAGCUUUAUUCCAAGCGACAUAAUGUCUUGGAAGGAAAAACUCGUCGAAAACCGGGCUACAGCUAUUCAUGGUUAUGCCGCAUGUAACCAGAAGAAAGAACUGGAGACCGCAAUUCAUCAACUACCAGGGAAUACCUACGUGCAAAACUUGAAGGAUCAGAGAGGCGCCGUUCCUCUCCAUUAUGCCGCAGAGAGUGGUCACCUAGAGAUUUGUGAGUUAUUGAUAGCCGCUAUUGGCAAAGAUCUUAUCUUUCAGCAAGACGUGAACCAAAAGACUCCUCUACACUGUGCUCUCUACAGGCGAAAGCUACAGACUGCUGUAUAUCUUCUCCAGUUAAACUCCGACUUGACACGGAAAGACGUAUAUGGAAAUAGCUGUAUAGAUUUAUUACUUCAGCAGUCUUCCAAGGAUCUGGAUUUCAUCAUUUCAAAACUUCAAACAGACUGUAUUGACGAAGUCCUGAAAUAUCAUAUUACGUGGUUUGCCUUAAAGAAAAGGGAUAUAAAAAUCUCAAGAAAAAUAACUGCGAGCGUUCAACCUGUUGUUGACGACAAUCUCGGUGAAGAUCUAUUACACAUCGCGGCUGACAUGGGUGACAAGGAUGUUGUGGGACAUCUGAUUUCAAAUAAGUUUAGUUUAUCAAAGAGAGAUGUGAACGGAUUUUUACCGUUUCAUAGAGCAUGUGCUAAAGGAAAUGAAGAUGUUGCAUAUUUGCUCCUGUAUCCGGACAUGGAAGAUUCCGAUGUAUGCAAAGGUGUAUCUCUAGCAGUGAAACAGAAGUGUUAUACAAUCUGUUCAGAAAUACAAAUGAUGAAACCAUCCCUUGUCAUGGACGAAAGUUUUGUGUGUACCCUAAUAGAACACAUUGACACAAUACUUAGCAAAGUAAGCAAAGACGGAAAGAGCAGAGAAAAAGAACUUAAAGACUGGGAAAAACUUUUAAAGAACGUAAUUCCCCUGUUGCAGAAGGAAGAUGGAGUACUGGAGACUUACGUAUUCGACUGUGCUCGUCACAACCUACCAAAUUCCUUAAUGCUUUUGAAGUCAAUCGGAGCAAACUUCAACGACAGGGAUUUCAUGGGGAGAUCACCAUUACAUGAAGCAGCAGAGCGCGAUAGUUGUAAAGCCAUCAAUGAGCUUUUGAAUGGAAACUGUAAUCCAAAUGCGGUUGACUGGCGAGGAGGAAGUCCACUGCACUAUGCAUGCGCAAAAGGGCAUCUACAGUCCGUCAAAGUGCUGUUGAGCUCAAAUAAACAAGUUGAAGCAGGCAAUCAGAAUGCAAGUGGAAGAACACCACUGCUCGCAGCUGCGUAUUCUGGAAAAUUUGAAGUAGUCCAGUUCUUGGUUUCUAAUUAUGCCAGCAAAAUUAACAUAUCAGCCACUGACAGCUACGGCCAGUGUAUACUUCAUCAUCUUGUCGGGAUGCCGGAAAAAAUAGCAGAUCUCGUCCUCGCGAAAUACUUCUCUGUUGAGAAAACAGAGAAAGGAAAGUACUUCAAAAGAACUCUCUGGGUGGAUUCGGUGAAACACUCUGGGUGGUGUCGAGAAAUUAUUGUCUCUCGCUUUCGAGCGACGGUGUUGGAUAUGUCUAAGGAAAAGGGGAAAGUGUACUUUACGGAUUCAGAGACCGACGAGAAGUUGGAGGGACCAUUCAAUCAUGGAUUGAGAGUGGCUUCGUGGAAUUCUCGAAAAGGCAUUGAAUCAACAACAAAUUUGAAACCUAGAAAGUCACCAAAGAAGGAGACAAACGCGUGCACGAGAUGUAAAGAUUUCGUAGGCAUGCUUUCAGCAUACCGAGGACCUCACAAAUGCACGUUGGCAGGGAAAAAACGGCAUGAAGGAGAGGGUGAAAUACGCAAGAUUGCUCACAAAGCUUUUAAACACCAUUACAUCUUUCAACAAGAAGUCAUCUCGCCCGUGUUUAACGCUGUGAAAACAGGAAAUAUUUUGUUGGUAAAGAAACUGGUGAAAUUUAACCCGGAAUACAUCAAUCAAACUGAUAAUUUCGGUAGAAGUUUAAUAGAACUCGCUAUUGAUCGAGGAUCGGUGAAAGUUGUACAAACAUUACUAGACCUGCUACCAUCACAGCCUAACCCAAGUCUAGUGUACAGAGUUCUUAUGCAAAAGAAAAAGAGCAAGAGCGACAACACAAGGAAGGUUUUACUAAGUUCUCUGAUUGCAAAAGGUCAUCUUGUUGACAAAAGGCUGGAGACCGGUAAAGUCACUCACGACGGCUGUUCAAUUCAAAAGGGCAAAUUCUGCUACAAACAGUGUUAUUUAAAGGGAUAUACGCCAUUAGAAGUUGUCGUGAGAAACAACGAUGAAGAUGUAUUUAAGAUGGUUCUAGACAAAUCUUCCAGAAGAAACAAAUCUGUUGCAUUGUUGAUAGCAGCUUACAAGGGACACCAUGCAAUGCUUGAGACAGUCAAAAGGAAAACUUAUUCUCAAAAGAAAGACAAAAAUGAAGACGAAGACGACGAAGAGGAUGAUAACAAAGACGAAGAUGAAAUUGACGAACGCGUUUUGUUAGACAUUGCUUGUCGAAGCCCACACAUCACGACUGAUUUAAUAAAAGUUCUUGGCAAGCUGUAUCCUGAAAUGAUGGAACAAAACACACAAGGAAUUCUGACAGAACACCCAGUGAACAGACAGUAUCUGCUAUUUGAUAUACCAAAGAAAAAAUUUCCAGAAUCGACCUCUCUUGGAAAAAUUCUUUCAAGAGUGUACGACCGAAAAUCGAGAAUAUUCCUCAAAUCGAAAAUAGAAGACAUCGCUUGCCAAUUAAUAGACGAAGGGAUUAAUUUAGGCAAAGUUUAUCUCAAUACUCAUUCUCAAAGGACAAACGCCGACAAAUUCCUGCAUGGUUGCUGCGAAUGUUUUCUCGCAGCUAUGGAAGGAAAGUUCUAUAAGGUAGCGGAACGUAUUUUGAAUAAAGAUGUUUCAACGAUAUGGAAAUGUGCAAUGAGUGAGACGCCAUGUCGAUUUCAACAUUCCUUCAAAAAGAGGAUGAUGGACCGGAAAAUGAAUCACAUGCAUGAACCACAAUAUAUCGAUUAUAUGUUGUUAUUAGCAUGUUCUGCAGAGGUACCAAAGACAAUCCUUCAGGUCUUAUUACAAACUGGAAUCAAGGAAUUUAAUAAAGAUACCGGUCCACUAGACGAUAUGGAUGAAAUAACGAGAUCAAAAGUAGAAAACAUAAAGGAUCCCUUUCUCCAAAAGGCAGUUUACAUCGCACAGUUAAUGUCAAUACAACGCAAGGGCACUCCCGAUAUAUUCAGGUUGAUUAAAAUGCUGCCAAAUAUCUUCAAUAUUCUUCAACAUGUCGAUAGCAAACUCUUCAAACAACCGACUUGUCGAGAUGGUAUCAGCUGCUUCAUCCGUACAUGUUGUGAUCUUUCGAUCAGUGGUCGGUGUGGAUAUGACAAAAGGUUGGCUGCCAAUGGAAAGGUUGAAUAUGUUCCUGUGGAUCUGCCUGAAGGUCUUCAUCUCCUCCAUAUGGUGUGUGCGCUGGACAACGUAGAGUACGUGAAGGACUUCAUCAAGUGUGGCACAGAUAUUGACAUCAACAAGGUGUCGACCAAUGGCAUCAGGGCAGUUGAUGUGGCAGCUGCGUGUGGAAACUGGCCUGUGUACAAAUUCCUAAUUGACAAGAAAGCUGAAAUCAACAGUGAUACUCUCCUCGCUUGCUGCGCCAAAGACAGACACAAAGAUAUGCACUUUUGGAUGGAUCGAUUACACACUGUCUAUGGGGAAACCUCGGCCUUAGAGAAACACAGGCUAAAGAUAGCAAAGGAUCUUUGUAGCAGAAACGAUAAAGUAAAACCCUCGUACUGUUCCGACUCCGGAGACAAUCCUCUAGGAGCUGCCCUAAAGUCAAAACUCUGGAGUGUGGCCGAAUUUCUAUGCACUGUAAACGCUGGAGCAGCAGUCUUACCCAUGUUACAAGGCAUAAGAAGCGACAGAAAACCGGAAUGGGCUUUAGAAGCGCCAAAGGAUCUCUUACGGAUGAUAGUGGAGGCUUCAGUGAAGUUUUUCUCUUCAGCUACCGAGAGUUCUUCAACUCCAAUUCCAUUCUUGCUUCAAACCAUUACAAAACGGUCCGAUUUCAAGUUAGUGGAUAGUAUGGUGAAACUGCUUGACGCGUUAAUUACCGGAAACGAAAAAUGGUUAGAAAUGUGUUGUCAGUCUGACCAGCAUGAAAUGACAAUUUUACACUAUUUAUCACAAAUCGGGCAUACACGUGGCUUAGAGACCAUAUUGAAACGUAUACCGGCAAACAUAAGCAGAAAGAAAAUUAUUAAUCAGUAUGAUUCAGCCGACGCAUCCGCUCUUUGGUAUGCUCUUGCAAACAAACACUGGUCUACAGCAUCACUGCUGCUUAUAUCUGGAGCAAACGGAUACAACGAAAGAGCAAUACCUGGUUUUGAGCCAAAACAAUGUGCUUAUGGAAAACAAGACGUUCAGACUGGACAGGGUACGAGGUUGAAAACCGCAAGCGUCGAGAACGGAAUUGAUAUUUCUUCAAAUGCGGGAAACAAUGUUACCUUGUGUCUUGCAUCUUCGAGUUCUUUCUUCAGCGACAAAAAAGAGACUGUUUCUGAUACAAACACAAACCAAAAGGAAAAUAGACAUUCCACAAAAACCGAUCCUGAAAAAGUUGCUGUUAAAAGACUCUUAAAGAUAGCACAGGCAGCGGAUGCAGCAGGAUGCGAUAUUAUACAUGCUGCAUGUGCUACAAGAAACUAUGAGCUUGUACAGGAGAUCCUAAGGAUACAUCCAGAUGCUUUCAGGCAAAAGGAUGAUCAGGGUUACUUUCCAUUUGCUUAUGCAGUGAUUGGGGGAAGCAAGGAAGUAAUAGAUGUGCUGAAAGAAAACAUGACUGGUGAAAUAGCCGAAAAAUCAUUAGAACCCUUUAUAUGGAAAAUGGCGUCUUCAGAAAAAAGAAAUUUACUUGAUCGUGCAUUUUCACAACUUCUCGCACAUAUUUAUGAUGAAAAGCGUGAAUUUUUUGAAGAUCACACAAAGGAAACUGAUGUGAAACUUUCUCCUUUUCGAUGGGGCGAACUUUAUUCUAGCACCAUAUGGCAAGAAAAGCAGAAAAUAUUAAAGAGUUGUUUGAAGCAAGAUGAAUUGGUAGGUAACGAUAUUGAGCAAGUGAUGGAACACAUUGAUGUUUUACGUAAUGUGUUGCUGAGAACACAUCCGUUGGACUCGUUUCUUUAUCUAAACCCAGUAAACGACACAUACCUACCUGAGGAAUAUGCGGAGUCACUACUUACUCUGUUAUUGAAUCACAUCACAGACAUUAAUCCCAGUAGCAUAUUAUCUCUCGUGAUGAUGCAGAAGUCAUGGAUCUUAAAAGAACUCAAAAAAAGCAACGUUGCCAACACUAUUAAGGCAAUGAAGAAACAAAUACUGUGGAAAUAUUCCGUUGUCGAUUGCAUAUUCAUUUUUGCUAGCCCAGAAGAUGAACGGAAUUUUAGCGAUGGUAUUAAUCAACUUAGAAUUGACAAGGAAUUAAAGGAAAUCAUGGGCAAAUACAGCUUGAACUUGUCGUCAGGCAUAGGAUCGCUAGCGGUGCAGAAGAAUCUAUGGGUUUUCCUUGAACAUGUCCUGUUUCAAACGUUUGAAAACGAAGGAAGUCUCAGUGACAAAUGGCAUUCCAUUCUUGCGACCGCAGCGGAGCGUGGACAACUCCCGUUCCUCAGGUCGAUAUUGGACAAACUCCACAUACCCAGAAUGACAGCUGAGCAAAGGUCUUGUUUUACUGCGUAUCUCUGUCUAGCCUGUCGGGCUGGAAAGACUGAUGUUGUAAAGUACUUACUACGGCACAACGUGCCGACCGUUGGCUCCAUGGAUGAAUACCCAAUACGUGAUAUUCUCGGAAAGCGCCAUGAGAAUUCGUGGAACAUUUUGCAAUAUGUAUUUUACAGUAAGUCAGAAAGUACACUUAAAGAGAUACUGAGUGUUCUGAAAACCGAAAAGGAAUUUCUGAGAACUCUUCAAGUCGACGAAUGCAUCAAGCAAAGUGGAAAGACGGGCAGUCCAGGAAUUGUACAUCAGAUGACUCAAUUCUUGUCCAUGACCAAAAAUGAAUGUGUCACACCGAGAGAAUGGGACCUAAUGCUACAGACAGCAUCAAGCAGAGGAUAUGAAGAUCUAUGCAUUUAUCUUAUUGAAAAGCAAUCAGCAGACGAAUGUUCGACUGAUAAUAGCAAUAUGUCACCGUUACAUUAUUGUGGUUACUAUGGAAUGGAAAAAUUGGCGUCGGUUAUAAUAGAGAAACGACCAUCAGCGCUGGGGAAUACCGACAUCAGGGGCCUGACUCCUAAAGACUACGCAAAUGCGAUGGGAAGGCCACAAUUAUUCAAGGGUUCCACGCAAACUCUUAAACAACUUGCUUCUGAAUGCGUCGGCUGGCUGAGAUGUCUUCUUAAAGAAAACUCUCUCAUUCAACAGAGUUCUUCUGAAGUGAUUAUUUCACCGCAUGUGUUUGCUCUGAGAGAACUCACACUGCAAAAUCUACUUUUACGCACUGAUGACCAUGCAUCCGAAAAUAUUAUCAAAUGGUCUUCUUGGGAGUUUGUUCGCUUAGCAGAAAAUGAGCCACAAAAGUGUGUUGAAAUCUUCAUACAAGCAGCAGCACAUAAAUGCAAUAAAGCUUUAAGAGCUCUAUGUGACGUAUUACAAACUACUACAGACAGCAAACAUAACCUCCAAUCGCUUUUGCUGAUGGAUGGAAAACUGAGCGAUGGACAAGCGAAGAGGUCGGCAACUGGUAGACGUGGAAAUGGUUUAACGCCACUAGGCUGGGCUAUUUACUCACAAAAUAUGGAAGGGGUUGAUAUUCUGAUGGAAAAGGAGGCAUGUUUAACAUGGAGAGAAACAUUUUCUCUGGAAAACAUACUCCAUCUGGCUGUCAAAACCGGAAAUCUUUCCAUCGCAAAACAUGUCAAUGACAAAACAGACGGCAAACUGAUAUCUGAAGAGGACAGGCAAAAGGUAACACCUUUAGCUGUUGCUGUUGCUCUAGGUCAUCAUAGAACGUUCCGGUUAUUGACUAAGAACAAAUUGAAAUCAGUCUCUUCUAAUCAUGACAAACAUGGAGGAAACCGAAUUGACUAUGGGUGUGUUGAUUGUUUGUUAGAUAAUUGCAUUGGUUGGUCUAAAAUCUAUCACAGCGGUGAUUCUGAAAUGAUAUCAACAGAGGAUGAAGAUACAAGAGUUAUUUUUCAAAAGAAAAACAACAGAGGCUAUGUCUUGGAGCAUAUGCCAAUGAGAAUAUGUAAAGUACCAAUUGACGUCCAACAUAUGUGUGAAGUCAAUUCAGAAGAAAAGACCUAUCGAUUGCAUAAAAUCCACUACAUAAGCAAACUGUGUGGACUUGACAGCAACCUUGUGAAAUCAGCACUUUUCUCCAUGGGAUACAAAGCAAAUGAAGAAACGAUGCAGUGGAUCAUUCUCCGAUCACUCACAGAUCCAUCUGAGGCAGCAAAGAAAGCAGUUAGAUUUGGUUUCAAUGAAUUAGCUAUCAAAUUUAUUCCACAGUUAAAUGAUGAGCAAACAUUUGAUGUAUUUGAGACAGCAGCAGUUAAUGGGAAUUAUCAUCUCCUCGAGCAGUGUCAGGAGCGAUUGAACUCUCUCAUUACGAAUGCCAUCGGGACAAGAUCAAUAAUUGAAUCUGCGGUGGCAUUUGGUAAUAUUGCACUGAGUAUACGCUUACUCAGAUUUACAGAGUCGUUAGGACAGAUAGAACAAUUCAAUUCCUUCCAAAACAUGAUAGAUGCCAUUCCGCAGAAGCUUCUCUGGUUGAUAGGGGAUCAAGUUCCUGGGAACGAUGAAUGGAGUAAGGACAUUGAACAUGGUGAACGGUUGACGCUUCCUGAUGUUUGGCUUUCAUUAGAGGAAACCGAUCCACUGAGGUCAUUUAUAGAAGAAAGAAUAAUUAUUGACAAACUUCUUCCUGACACAAUUAAUGGCAAAAAGUUUGUUGCAGAUAAAGAGAGCUUUCGAAAGCACUCUUAUUUCAAAGAAAAAGGAAACAUCUGGAUUGGGUGCUUCAUAUCUUCGAGUCAGAUAUUCGGUCAUGUGAAGGACGCGUUGAAUACCGAUGAUCCAAAAACAGCGACAGUAAAUACCAUUAAAGUCGCUUGUCUACCACCUGGAUCUUCAGAUCAUCCGAAGCUGAGUUUCGAAACAAAUGGGACACUGCUAGACAGCAUUGCAGUUGCUAUUCACAAUGAGACGCCAGUAUUGCAACUUGAUCCCAGCUUGAUUAUCCGUGCGAAGGAGACUUCACUGAAGGAUAUUGUCCAGAGCGAUGUCAUACCUGCUAUGGAACAACAGAUUAAGACUGAAUUUGGAAUGCCAAUACGAAUCAGAGUAGAUUGGAACUCUAUUGACACACGCAAGCGAACAAGCGGAUCUGAAACUGCCAUGAAAGCACUGACUGGAGAUAACUUCAACAACAAACUGGGAGGUCUACAGGAUGUUCUGAAUGACUGCAUCGAAACAAAAGAUACCAUCAAACAUUUGUUCAAUGACGAGACGGUAACGUUAGCUCUGAAACCAGUCACCGUAGUGAAAUUUAUCACGGUUACAUUAGUAGAUAGCAUUUCUGUUUCAGAUGGACAAAAGAAGUCGCGGGUUACCGCACCUGACAGCAACAUUUUGUGGAAUUUUUCCAUGGAAAGGUCAACAUUGAAGUACGACAGAACCACCUUUCCACUUUGGUUCCAUUUAAACAGAUACCGAACUGCAUGUGUUGCAUUCUGUGACAGUAUCUACAGAAUAUCAUAUUUACCUUCCUAUAACAAAGAAUGGGUAUUUUCUCUCCACCUUCGAAGAAAAAGAGAUGUAACGUUUGAAAUGGAAUGGAGUUCCUUCCAAACGACAGACGAGAAAACAUUCAUGGACCUGGUUGGUCAUGGGAUAGCAAGAGAGCUUCAAGUGAUGGCUUGCGAAACCCAGGCAAUGUUGCGUUUAACCAUCGACAGUAAUCAUGUCACAGUAAAGAACUCUGCAUCUGCACUUUACACCGGCAUCAGUCUUGAUACUCACGGGAAGUCUGUCACUGCCUCGGUAUAUAUCCACCAAACCGCAAAGAAAACUUGGGUAGUUGAAGAUGGCCGAACUGCAGCAAAACUUGGUGACUUGGAAGACAAACAGCUUAGUCAUGGAGACUGGCAGAAGGAAACUUACUCAAUGGUUAAAGAAUAUAUAGCAAACGCUAGAAAAGUUGCAGAAAAUCGAUUUGGUUUCAGUAUAGACAUUCUCUUUGAUGAGAAAAGGAUACUUGCCCCGUUACUGUUGAAGUGCAGAAGAGAGGCUGCGCAUCCACAUGAACUCGUCCAGCGAUCAAUGAAGGAGUUUCUAGAAAAAUUGAUCAUUGUAUAUGAAGAAGCGAUGAAUCAGGUGCUGUCUGGUCCAUAUACAUCGUAUUCAUUUUAUAUGCAGGACCUCGACGUGCCAUCAGGGAUAUGGAAGGACUACGAGAAAAGAAACGGCAAGACCUCUAAAUCAAAUAAAACACUAGUUUUGCGGAAGUAUAAAACAGAUCGCAGUCACAAAUGCAUAGAAGAUUACAACUAUUCUAACCGCUUCGAAAUGCAACAAGUGUCACAAGGUGAUAUUGAAGACGAAACAAACGUAUCGAAAUGCUAUGAAUUUAUGUAUCCAACGAGCAAGUUGAUGGAUAGGAGUCAUACUGACCACUCACAGCACAUCCGCUUCGUAUCUUGCCUUGGAAAAAUGUACGAGAUAGUGGACCAGAAUGCUCUGAUGAGAGCACUUAGCAAACUGCCCACAAAAGCGGUGAUGGGUCACGACGCACUAGAUAUUCUUGAAUUAUUUGGGUCCGAAAGAUUAUUCAUCAAGUUGUUCCCCGCGCUUACGAAGGAUAUACAGCUAAGCAGCGUGUCUUCAACAAUUCCGGUCAUGUACGACUCUUUUUAUAGGAUCAACUGCUUACAACGAGUACAUCACAUUGAUCACUUUGUCAUCAACUGGGACGACUUAUUUGAAUCUAAAAGAGCUAACAAAGAUGAAAAUCUACUGAAUGUGCAAAGUUUUAUCAGAACUCUGGAAGAUGUCCUGAUAUGGACAUAUCGGAAAGAAGGCUUGCCAUGCAAUAUAGUUGAAAACAGAAACAAAGUAUCCAAAAUGUCGCUUAUAAAGAUAUCAAGUCUCCAUCUGACAAAACUUUCAGAUGAUUUCAGACCAGACGCUUCUGUUGUGAGGAUAAUACAACCGAAGGAGAAAAGUCAACCCCAUGUUUAUCUCCGACAAGGCAACGCACUGACAGUAGCAUUUCAAAACUUCAAAGAUAUUGGUAUGUUCUAUGAAAUCCUGUUGACAACAGCAGUUCAUGUUCUGGAAGUGGAGGUGAAAAUCUUCAUUGAAACAAGCAUUGCCCAACCUCAUGAGAAAGAUAAAUGGAGAAAGAAACAGUAUGAUGGCCCCGAUCCUAUUCGACCUGACUUAUGCUAUGUCGAAAACAUUCUACCAAACAUUUUAUCUUGCUUGGGUGAUAUCAUAAAUACAACAGAAGGAAAAGAAGCUUUGAUGGCAGGCUUUGUGGAUUUCCAGUUUGCCCGGUCUGAAUCUAAUAGGACAACGAUCAAGUUUGAAGACGGUUGGUUGAUAUGUUCAAUAUCCCCAGAGGACAUGGGUGCUAACUUGAACAUUCUGUUCAAGUCAGCUCUCGGUAUCAAAGUUAACAGAAAUCCUGCUCUGCAAUACAAAGGUUCGGGUGUUUACUUCACAACCCAAGAUGAAAACAUUCUAGAGGUGAUGAGUGAAAAUUGCCACCCAAACAUGCUUCAAAUGAUGUGUGACACAAACUAUUUCACAAUACAGCUGUUGGAUAGAGAAAAGAAACAGCCCACAUAUAUAAAACCACUUCAGGCUUUGUUGGAUGAAAAUCAACAAGCUAUCCAAAUAAAAUGGAAGAGUGUUGACAGACUGCCCUCUAACAGCAUGGGACACGUGAAACUGAUGUACAGGGAUGCAUUAGUUGAGAGACAAAUAAAUACAUACAUUUGUAAAAACGUCAGCAGACCAACAGAAAUAGUGACACAGGGAGGUGGACUAGAGAUUCAAAAAGGUGGAAAGGCACUGAUCAUUGUAGAGCAUGACACUCAAUGUCACGUCAAGGGGCGGCAGGACAUGACAGCAACCAACCAGAGAACAGCUGACAUCCAAAAUGGCAUCCGGAUACAGACCAAGGCUAAUGUGGAUUUCCUCAUUAAGACGGGAACGAGGUCAUUCAGACAACCAUUUCUUCCAAUCAAAAUCAAGUUUUUAUCUGGACAUAAUGAUGCUCAGUGUAUCGAGCUUGAGUGUUUGGACACAUCUAGAUGUAUGGCGGCCGCUAUGGUCCGCCACGGACGUCCAUUCAGAAAUGUCCGAUCUAGAAUACGCCAUGAAAGCGGCGAGGAAGGUGUAAAACUGGACCUUUCGAAAGAUCCUGGUGAAAAUGUUAAAGAAAUACUGAGCAUUGCAACAGUACAUCUUCAUGUACAUAAGACUAAGAAGCUUGGUUAUCUAAAUGCAUUUGUUAAACUUCUUUACAAGUUGGGGAAAGAGAAAAGCUUAGGAUAUUCCAAACAAGAUAUAUUGUGCUGCUUAAGAGUGAGUUUGUUCCAUGAGGCCAAAGAGGUGAGAGCAGCAACCCUUAGGGUGUUGAGGUAUUUUAUACAGGAUGGGGAAACACUGGAUCUCUUAUACAAACUACAUAUGGAUUAUCUCAUUGUCAGGUCCAUUGACAUGUGCCUGGACAAUGAGGUGGAGAGAAUCCAUGCCAUUAAGCUGGUACGCAGGAUAGCACAGUUGGCUCCACACAGACUUACCUGUUCCUUAAUCUACCCUCUUGUUGCCAUUGGUAAUGACGGGGCAGGAGAACGGGAUCGGAUGGUUCGAGUUUGUCUCUCAACUAUUUGUGAAAUAGCAUUCCUGAACCCAGAACUGAUAGCUAAAUGUGGUGGUGUUGGGAGUAUCCUGAGGGCUGCUUUAGACUGUCACCAAUAUCCCAGGAUCAAUGAAAGUCUAGUCUGCACAAUACUGCACCUUCUCAACCAUCCACGAACCAGGCAUCUGAUCAAGUUCAACACUGAUCUAGAGCAACUAUUGGCACCAUUCACUGAUUGUCAUUACCGGUACAGUGGAGCAGAGACUUCAGAUCACUCUGGAGAUGAUAAAGAAAAUCGGUUUGCCGCCAGUAAGAUGGCUGUAGUGUCCAUUAUGAGGUCUUGGCCAGGUAUUAUAAGAUUUUGUCGUCCAGACGGAAGUGGCUUACAGUCCUUAGUAGGAAUAUUAUAUCUGCCAUAUUAUGAGAUUAGGCAAGGCAUUAUAGAGAUCCUGUAUGAUUUAUUUCGUCUUCAAGUACCUGAGUGGACGGACAAUUUCUCUGCAGCCUUGCUGAGUGUUGAUCCUUCCAUGAUGCGAGACAGCUGGCGUCUGACAGAUGGAUUCAUAUGUGAGGAAGGUCGAUCACUACUACCACACAUGGCCAAAAUUAGACCUAACCUUGUAGAAAAUCAUUUAGCACUGCUGCUGUCUGCAUGGAUUGGUGCUGGUAUCUUUGAUGCUUUGGUGGAAGUUGUUAUCAGCAGUGAUGAUCAGCUAUUUAUCAGGACUACCAUACUUCUGGGUCAGCUGAUGCACAUGGCAAGCACCCUCCUACCAAAUGAGUGUAGCCAUCACAGCCACUGUCUUCCUACUCUAAUGGCCAUGGCCUCUGCUGCAGACAUUCCUCAGCAGCAGCAGCAUCGAGCAUGUAAAGCUGUGUCCUACCUAGACCGAUUACAUUCCAUGAAGAAACGAGGUAUAGUGCCCCGCAGUCUCUACCUGGACCAUCUCAUACAGAACAUGGGGGGCCGCAAGUCACCAUUCUCCAAACACUUUCACCAAAACAAGAACAGACUCAACUCUUACUACAUUAACAAGCUGUCAUCAGAAGACAUGGUGGUACAAACUGUAAAGGACUCACAGGUCCUGUUUACCAAAGACAACUAUAUAUGGGACUGGGACCUGAUAGCUUCAAUCCUGAAGUGGCCACUAGAUAAACAAAAGAAGUUAGAUGAGCAGAUUAUGUCUCGGUUUAUGAAGCGGUUGAUAUACUUUUUCAAGCCCACCAAUCAUCUCUUUUCUCGUCUUGACGUUGGACAUAAGUUGGCUACAAAGAUUGCUCAUGUUGGAUGUCUGUUGAUGGAGUUUUUAAUGGAGUGUGGCCAGGAGGAAAUAAAGAAACCUUUUGUAGACUUCAUCAAUGACAUAGGACAGUGCCUGUCAGAGAUUGGAAGCAAACACUUGGCUGCUGAAGCUGUUCUCAGUCCUAGUAACACCAUCAGCACAUGUAGUCAGUUCUACUUUCUCUUCUUGGGCAAGAUAUCUGUCACAGCCAAAGGUGACAAACUGUUGGAGAAGUGUAGCAUCUACCAGUAUUUGUUGGAAAUUGUGAGUGUGGCAGCUCAGGACAGCUUUGUGAAACUGACAGUAUCUGGUCUUAGCUAUAACCAGGAGGGCAACUGUAGGGCGAUUCUAGCUAAGGCUCUCUGUGCCUCUACAGAGAGUGCCCGUAUGUUCUGUACAAAGUUUCUGCGUGUCUUACUUCGUGUCAGAGUUCCUGGGUUCAGUACGUGGGGGAUGGAACUCCUGACAACACAGUUGUAUGACCAGAGCCGCAGUAUCUCCCUGGCUGCGCUUGGAGUCAUGGAGGAGGCUUGUGAAGUUGAUACAUGCCUAAAUUCGUUGAUAAAAUUACGACCUUCAUGUCUACACCUUGGAGAGAAGGGUCGAUUACUUACCUGUAGGUUCAUGUCAACACCACGUGGAUUCCGUGCCCUAAUGGAUGCUAAUUACAUAUCUAAUGAAUUGGAGAUUUGGGCAAAGACAUUUGACACAAAGUAUGUGAGCAUUGUUGAAGAACUGUUAAAUGAAGCUCUCACAACAUACGAGAAGACAUUUGAGGGGUCCUUUUCAAGAAGGUCGAGUCGAAAGCGUCCAAGUAAAGAUGCCUUCCUGCCAGUUCACUUGUAUGGUCAGCUUACACAAACCAAAGAUGGCUUUCAGCUUUUACGACAGCAGGAGUAUGUAGAAGAAUAUUUCCAAUGUAUCCGAUGCCAAGAACUGAUGACAGAUGAAGACAAUGUGAAACUGAAGACUGCCCUUUGGGCUGUGGGUCACAUCGGAAGUUCUACGUGGGGUGUUGGUUGGCUGGAUGAGGAACGUCUGUUUCCUGAAAUAAUACGACUAGCUGAAGAAUGUGGAGUGUUUUCUAUUAGAGGGACAGCUUUCUAUGUGUUGGGACUGCUGGCCAGUACCCGUGAAGGGGCAGAACUCCUUACUCAGCUUGGCUGGGAGUCCUGUUGGCACUCACGUGGGGAGAUGUGGCCAGUGGUUGAGGACCGUGCAGAGAUGCUAAGUGACAUUGAAGAUGCAACAGAGAGUGUCUUGAGUUUUGGCAGUACAUCACGGUCUGAUCCGGACUACCGCACAAGUCUGCACUCCCCUGGAAUAGCCUCAAAUAAUCUCUUCUUUAUUGCUGAGGAGGAAAAGACAUUAAUUAGUGAUGGAUUGGCCUGUGAUAAUAACCACAACCGAAACAUAGACACCACAAACAUUCCAGACAACCCUAAGGCGGCAAUAAUACGUAGUAAAACCCUUCCUUUUGAGUCUCCCACCUAUAGAAGGUAUAAUAGCAUGCCGUUACAACCUCGAACUGCCAAAAAAUUCUCCAGAAGUAGUAAACAGCGAGAUAGAACUCUAAGUGAUGAUUCUGAUAAAAGGUUGAGUCCAAAGGAUCCUCUUUCACCAGUGUCGCCUUCAGAAUAUCUACCUCUGGCCUCAGAGUUUGGCUCCCAAAACCAGAGCACAUCAGUGUCAGUCAAGGAAAGUAACUCUGAGGAGUCCACCGUUAUACCUGUGAUAUGUUUACCUGAUGAAUCAUCAGAACCUGAACCUGUGUCAACAGACAAGGACGAAAGUGUGAAAGACAAAGAGGUCACAGACUCAAAGGUCAUGUUACGACAAGAAGGAUUGGACAAAAGUAAGGUGAUCAAACGCUCACCUAUUUUCCGUGAUGGAAGGAGCAGUAGUAGUGAAAGUUCAAGGUCAAGCAAGAAUCGUGCAGAUAGUUUCAAUACAGACUCUACAACCAGUGGUGUGAGUUCAUGUGAGUCAGGACCCAACACUUAUAUCUCAUCAGAGGUAGCAUCACUUAGUCCAAUCGCUAGCUCUACCUCCCUCAACACCGUAGGGGUUAAGUCAGUACAGCAGGGCUCCUCCCUUGAAACCAAAGACCUCAUCCAUCCAUCAACUGUAAGGAGAAAAUCUAUGAAUCUUCACCGUGUUCCUAGUGUAAGAAAAGUGCUAGGUAACCCCAUAUAUGGAAUUCUGUCCUCAUCACGGAUGGAAGGCCUGACAUCAGAGAAUGCCAUAAUGUAUACUACCAGUAGAGAUGCUUAUGGGUAUGCCACUUGGCGGUCAAUCAAACGUCAGCGUACAGUCAGCUCUGACCUAGAUUCUGACCUCGGCAUCAGUAACCUAUAUGAUGAGGAAGGAACAACAGGCACUCUCAGUCGAAAGUCAAGUGUAGAUUCUAAACUGAGUCUUGAUCUGUUUGGUGGAACAGCCAGCAGACUGAGUUUGGGAAUGACAAGAAAUGCUAGUGGUGUAUCUCUGUCUGAGAUGGAUGGACGGCCCUCCAGCCCUAUGGGUGCUAUGCCCAAGGCAUCAUUACAGAAGCGUCGACCACACACAGGAGAAGCUGAGUUUGUUGGCCUUACCUUACCUGUAGAUAUCAACAUGAUGUUUGAGGUUCAUGAAGGUGAGGACAAGCGAUCACAGUCUAUAUCAGGUGUAUUUGACCGGACAGAGGAUGUUCAAACAAGUCGCAGCAGGAAGGUGUCUUCAUCUGGCAAGAGGUCUAGAACAUCCUCAUCAACUACCAGGGGUGACGGAGUUACUAUAGGAUCUGAUCAUGACAUGUCUGUCUGUGUGGCCUGUUACAGACUCCAAACAAUAGGACAGAACGAUGGACUAGGGGACAGAGAAGAUGGUAUACCUGAUGCUGAAUUUGAGUCCGACGGUCAAGGUUCUGUGACUGUGAUAGAACAUGAGGAGGACCCAGGCAGUUUGCUGGAGGCAGUCAAACAACAGAAAGGUGACCGACGGACUCGCCUUGACAGUCUCAACGAGCUGUCGUCUGCCACACCUGGAAGCAUGACCAGCUGUACUAGUACUGACUCUUCAACCAAAAAGAUGUCAUUUGACAGUGUUCAUGGACGUGCUCUUAUCAGACAAGAGAUUCGAAAGCUGGUCACCAACCUCAGUAGUUCUGUCGGCGUCAAGGGGUCAGAGCAGGGACUUUUGGGAUUGAAACAAAAGUUUCCCAAAGUUUUUCAGGAUGUUUGCUUUUACUCCGAGGUGAGCCACAUCAUGACCAUUUGUUCUUUCCGACUAACUGCACGGAGGUUUAUACAGGAGCUGUUUGAUGAGUUUGACAUCACUAAGUUACUGGAGGAAGCCAGGUGUAUCCUUGGAGUUGUCGUGGAAACUGAGAGCACAGGACCAGUUACAAACAAACAGGACACCCUAGACAGUGUGUGGGAAAACAUUUUCUGAAAUGUCUUUAAAACAAGGCCUGUAAGGCAGUGUACAGAAAAAAGCUUGUCAAAAUAAAAGCCAAAUGGAUGCCUAUGAACAUGAUCUCUAUACCAAAGUAUUGGAAAUCAUCCAGGAUAUUUGUGAAAUAUCCGUGGUACAAAAUAUACACUCUAGUUAACACCAAUUUGUUGGAAAUAUUUCCUCAUUGUCAGAUAAAUGAAUAUCUCUAAUGUGUGAUGAAGUAGACAUUGUACUGGACACACAAUAAAUAAAACAAAGACAUUUGAUCCCUAAUUGGUGUAUUGCAAAAACAUGAAAUGAUAUGAAAAGUUGUAUGUAACAAAUCUAUAUAUAAUUUCUAACUAAAAGUGAAUGUUGUAUUCCAAGAUUGUGUCAUAACCAAUUAUUUUCAUGUAAAAUACAUUGCAUGAGAUGUUGUUUGAGAGGUAGUAAUGUUAUGCUUGUAAGGUGUAACCUCACUCUAGCCUCCGCCCACUGGUGUUCAAGUCCAGGGAAAUGACAGUGCCCAUGUGAUAUCGGUGAUUACAGGAUGGAAUUAUUUAUUGGACAAAAUAUGUGACCAAAAAAGUUUUUAAGCUGAAUUAUGAUGGAUACAUGAUAUACCAAGUUUUUUUUUAUGUUAUCGACUGUUAACAUGUGUAACAGAUUUUCAGGACUAAGGUAACUUAUUUUUUAUCAUAAACUGGUAUACUUUUACACUUCUAUACUAAAUAAAAGUUCCAAAAGCUCUCCAGCCUGUACAUUUGACAAGUUUCUCAUCUUUAUAUUUGUUUAUAGUCAAUACUUUAAUUGAAAUAUUUCUGCCAGUUUUGUAAACAUAACUAAUCAGUCCUAUUUAUUCAUUACAAAAUAUGUAUAUACGCAAAUAAGAAAGUUAACGUGCUGAAUAUCACAUGAAUAACUUUGAGAACAAGAAAGGAAAAACCAGUUCCUAAUAUUUAUUUUGUUUGAUUUUUCAUCAGUAACGUUGGAGAUGCAAGAAAUGAAGGUUUGAAACUUGAUAAAUGUUCAAUUUUUGAUCUACUGUUUAUAUAUUAAGUUGUGUACAUAAAUAAGAGAUAAUGUGUCAAUACUGUACCAUUAUGAAAUUGUAACAACCACAAUAUGAGUGAUAUAUAUACCGGUAUUAAGCAUUACUGUCAUCCUAGAUACUCUUAUCCAUCCAGACUCACUAUGAGAUAUAGGGCCACUGUUUUAAACUUGUUGUUUAGAAGGAUGUUGCAGUGAACUUAUUUGUAAACUGGACCCAUCCCACCAAAUUUUAAUAUCUUCAAAAGUGCAAUAUUCAAAGACCUGUGAAGCUUAGACAAUAUUGUAUGCAUUCGUCCAGUUUCCUCUGGCUCCUCUACCAGAAAUCAGUAAUUCUGAUUGACUGAUGUCCUGCACGACAUUUGUCGGUCAGAAUGUUUGGUAUAGGAGCCUGAGAAAGACUUGGCACUAUAUGCAUAUUUAAAUGAUCAUGUGUAUUUUUAUAUAUUAUUAUAAAAGAGUGAUUUUGUAAAAGAUUUAGUGAAAUUGACAGUGUAUGAGUGGUUGUUCAGCUGCAUGUUGUGCCAUGUAAGACAAGACUGGUGGUAUAUGUUGACUAAUAAAACAUCACCUUGAUCACAGAGUAAAUGUAUAUAGAUGCACAUAUGUUGUAUAUUUAAUAUUGUGUGUGCGUAGUGUGUAUUUAACACACAAGUGCUAGUCAUAUGAUCCAUAGAUCGGAUCUGACAUAUUGUAUACCAAUUAGGAGCUCUAGUCAGAAACAGCCACUGGUAAUUGAAUGUUUUCAUCGCCCAAUAUACAUGCAAGAUGAGGAUGUAUCAAGAAAUACCUGAAAAUUUUGGUUUUCACUAUACACAAAUAAUCAAGAUUACUUCAUAUAUAAGAUUUUAUUCUAAACAAGUCAUGUCGGUGGAUCAUAAAUUGGUAGCAGGGAAAUGAUUAAUUUUCUUCAAAUUUCAGGUUCUCAUUGAAUUUAACACUUGACUAUCAAAGAGGCAUUAUUGAAUUAGUGACAUCUUAUUUGAUUAAGUAUCAACUGCUGCAGUAGUUAACUUAAAAUCUGUGAAACAUAGCCAUCACUAUAAAUGUAAGAAAUAUAUGUGAUCUGUAUACAUGUCCUAAGAAUCUAUGUAUACGUGUGGUAAGAAUCUGCUUCCUUCAUAUUUUUACUGUAUAAAAUACCAAUAUCAGAUACACCUGUUUUGGGUGAAGAAAGUGGUAUGUUCAGACUUAGCGAGUUUCAAUUGUGUAGUUAUGACACUUUGGUUUUUACAACUGGCUUCAAUCAAUGUGCCAUAAUACUUCAUGGAUAAUUAUUUAUGUGUGUAAUGUUUUCAGAAGUGAGCGUCAUGUUUUUAUGUAUCAGGGUGUUUAUUAGUCUUCGACAAAAAGUGUGUCCAUGUCAAAAAGAUUAUAUACUGGACUCGAUGCUUUAUAUGGACUGAAAGACAAUGAUGCACUUGGUAGUCAGUCAUGUUUUUUUUUCAGCUAAAAACCUGAAUCUGUUUUACAACACGUGUAUGCUGUCAGGAACGUAGUUGGAUAAGGUUGGUUUUGUUCUUCCUGCUUAUACUUGAUGUGCAAGGAGUCAAACACAGUAUGGCCAGUAUCAUGAAGAAUGAAAUGUUCAAGAUUUUUUUUAUGUAUGUUCAAAUAUUUAAUAUUAAUGUAAAUUAUGUUCAGGUGUGUAAUUAUGAGUAUGACCUAUUCGUUCAACUUCUCUCAGAAUGUAUGCUUUUUCAGAAUAUAGCUGUGCAUAAUUCUCAGAGUGUACAUAUAUUGAGAAACGUACCAGUAUAUUUGUAAUCUUGGUGCAAGGAUUUGUAUGUUUGCUUUUGAUGUGCUCCAGUCCAAAUAUUUUGCGAUUUCUGCCGCCUAUUAUAUGUGUUAAUGCUAAUAAGCAGAGAUUGUAUGUGAUAGCACUUGCAUGAUGGAUCAAACCAUUUUAUUUAUACUGUUAAGUUUGUCAAACACCGACUGUUAUGUUGUCGGCACUCUUGUGGAAUAUUCACAAUGCAGAGAAACAAGUCAAGGAAUAAAAUAAAUCUACGA